CCUGGUUUUAUGGACUGGAGGUGGCGAUGUCUCCAGGAGAGGACGGUCUGAUCGGGAUCCCCUUCCCGGAGCACAGCAACGAGCUGCUGUCCCACCUCAAUGACCAGCGGAGGACGGGUCUGCUCUGCGACCUCACCCUGACCUCCGGCGGCGCCUGCUACCCCACCCACCGCUCCGUCAUGGCCGCCGUCAGCCUCUACUUCCGCCGCCUGUUUGGGCCGGAGGAGGGCGGCGGCGUGGGCGGGGCGGGCGGGUCCAGCGUCUGCCAGCUGGACUGCGUGUCGCCCGACGCCCUGGACGCCCUGCUGGAGUUCGCCUACACGGCCACGCUGACCAUCCCCAGCUCCGGGAUGAGGGACGUCCUGCGGGGGGCGCAGCUGCUGGGCAUCCAGUGCGUGGCCGACGCCUGCCGCGACAUCCUGGGGGAGACGGUGGAGGCGGAGGAGGAGGCGGAGCAGCAGGGCGGCCAGCGCGGCGUCGCAGAGAGGAUGGUGUCGGGCGACGUCGGCGUGGAGAAACUCUCCAGGAGGAAAACGGACAGAAAGAAGGUGAAGAAGGUCGGGCAGCACCACAUCAGCUGCUCGCCGCUCAGCCUGCUGCCGGCGUCGCCCGUCUCCCACCCGUCACCGGCGUCCGACAGCCUCCGGUCGCUGCCCUCCACCCAGCCGCCCAGCCCCGAGCAGGACGAGCUCCGCCCGCAGCCGGGCCAGAACGGCGACCCGAGGGCGGUCCGAGGGGCCACGCUGAACGGAGGCCACCCCCACUGGCUGCAGGACCGCCCUCGCAUCGCCAGACCGCCGCCCGCCAGCGACAAGCUGUCGGAGGACGACGACAUGGAGGCGUUCGACGGCGCCGUGAUGGGAAACACCUCCUUACCGACGUCCAUGGCCGAUCGAGGAGCGGCGGCGGCGGCGGCGGCGGUGGCGGGAGGCGGCAGGAAGAGGAAGUCUCAGACGCCUCAGCAGUGUCCGGUCUGUCAGAAGAUCAUCCACGGAGCCGGAAAGCUGCCGCGACACAUGAGGACGCACACCGGAGAGAAACCCUUCCAGUGCUCCGCCUGUGGAGUCCGAUUCACCCGGAACGAUAAGCUGAAGAUCCACAUGAGGAAGCACACCGGCGAGCGCCCCUACCCCUGCCCCCACUGCCCGGCCCGCUUCCUGCACUCGUACGACCUGAAGAACCACCUGUCGCUGCACAGCGGGACCCGGCCCUUCGAGUGCCCGCUGUGCCACAAGGCGUUCGCCCGGGAGGACCACCUGCAGCGCCACCGCAAGGGCCACAGCUGCCUGGAGCUCCGGACCCGCCGGCCCCGAGGGGAGACGGGCCGCAGGGAGCAGUCCGACCCCCUGGAGGCGUUCCAGGCCCACUCCUCCGCCUUCCUGCCCCGCUCGGUGCUGGACGGCGGCGGCGGCGGGUCCGGUCCGCCGCUGAUGUUCGACCUGGAGCGAGAGCGGUCCCUGGCGCUGCAGCAGGCCCUGGCCCAGCUCGGGCCCCAGCGGCUGGCCGCCUACCCGGAGCUCUUCCUGCGGGGGCUCCGGGAGUCCGAGGGAGACGACCCGGGAAGGAGAAGCCAGUCGCCGGCCGCCCAGCGAGACCGGUGGGGGGACGAGGUGGAGGAGGACAACAGAGAGGAAGAAGAAGCAGAAGAAGAAGAAUAGCGAGUGUGGUGAAGCAUCCACAGUAAAAAUCAAACUCAGGUGGUUGGACUCUGCAGCGCCGCGUAGAGCGCUUCAACAGAAAAGACAAAAAAAUGUAAAACGGGUUUCAGAGAUAUUUUAAAUGUUCUGGUUGUUUGAUUUCAUUUUAUUCCUCGUUUGCAGUUAUUGUAGGUUUGAUCUCUUUCUUCUCGCUGCUGUGUGUCGAGUGUGUGGUUGGUUACUGGGACGCUUCUCACUAUGCAAACUAAAGACGCAGCGAGGCCACGCGAACGCCGCCCUCUGGUGGUCGGCGGUGGAAUCGCAGUCUGAUCAAUCAAACUGUGCGUCAUUUAGCAAUAAUCUGAUCGACUAGCUGUAGAGUCUCUGCUUUGAUUUGGUGCUUGAACCAAAGAUGUUUUCUUGAACCUUGAGGAGAGGGCGGUGAGCUGUAGCCAACGCUGGGUUCGAAGAGGAGCUUCGUCUCGGCUGUUUACGAAAGAAGCCAUGAUCUGAGUGUUCAGACCAAAAAAAAAAAAAAAGUCUGGAUCAAAGUUAUGUUGAAGACAAUUUCCUUUUUUUUUUUCUUUUCAUUUUUAUUUCCCAGAAGCUGUGGAUUCAGUCUUCCGAUGCACUCAUUUGGGCUCUUUUGUUUGGACAAAACAAAUCAAAGUAAACGGGGUUAACGCGCGGCGGCGGCGGCGGCGGCGUUCCCCUUCCUCUGUAUUUAUUUAUUUAUUGAUAUUUAUUGAGGCUCUUCUGCUGCUUUGUGAGACACAAUCCAGCGUCUGGAUUCAGAUCUUACAGGGAGCUGCAUUGCGCUAAAGGUUUUUUUUUUUUUUGCUCUUUCUGCCUCUUUACAGGCUCGAGUGUCUUCUUUAGGGCGGUUCUUCCUCGAAUGCACUCUUUUGCACAUUGUAAACCCGUCAGGUUCUGCAGUAAAACAGGCACAUUCCACCCGGAGCUGCUGAUGGCGGCUCCACAUGCACAGUACUGUAUCGCUCACGCUCGGGGCCGUUGCUCUUUUCAGUUUGACCAAAAAAACUUCAGCAUUUCCCUCCGAACCCGGCCGCAACGCUCUGAAUCUGUGUUGAAUGGGUCGGGCCUUGCGUGCGCUAUCCGCUCUUCAUCAUGUAGCAGAUCUUUUUUAACUUCCAUUUUAUUUGCACUAUGAGAUUUAAGAGCUUCGAGCUUCUUUUCUUCUUCUCUUCGUCUGACUUUAGUCCAUUAACUUGUUUAAAAUUAUGAUUGAAUAGACUUCUUUGGAACCCACGUACUUCCUCCUGCGUAGUAGAGUUAUAGCUAAAUAUAAUAUAUAUAUAUAUGAAUAUAUAUUGGGAUGAAGUUGCCUUAGUUUUUUGUUUUUUUGUGCUGCAACUAUUCUCAGGAAAUCUUGAGCAAUGCACUAAGUGAUUAACAGAAUCUAAACCGGGGAGUCUGGUGCUGCCGGGCCUCGACGCUCUUCCUGCACACGUGGCGCCGGUACGUCCACGCGCUAGGUUUCAUAGGUUUUGUAUUGAAUCGAAGGCAGAGAACGGACGGUACCGGUCGGUUCUGUGCAGGGAGCGCGCCGCUGCUCCCGGUCAGAGCUUGGUGAAUGAGUGAGUGAAUGAGGGUGAACUGAUGCCAGCUGUGAAGUGUGUUCGCUCGGCUUCGGUGAAGGGACUCGGGGUUCGGUCCGACUAGAGACCCCGCUAUCAGGGAUACAUUUUUGUCUUUCAGUUUUUAGUGGACCUUCUCAGAGAUAUGAAUUCAUUUUCCCAUGAUUUGUUUCAGUUCAUGUAAAGACAAUAAAUAAAGAUAUCUAAGCUUGC
This is a messenger RNA of Stegastes partitus (bicolor damselfish), 3448 nucleotides long. It is a transcript of the gene zbtb7b, whose product is annotated as zinc finger and BTB domain containing 7B. The transcript has 3 exons. Bases 27 to 1658 code for a protein of 543 amino acids. Gene Ontology annotation, molecular function: RNA polymerase II cis-regulatory region sequence-specific DNA binding; protein binding; DNA-binding transcription factor activity, RNA polymerase II-specific. The record is from RefSeq and is a predicted model, not a curated record. Lineage: Eukaryota; Metazoa; Chordata; Actinopteri; Pomacentridae. Gene Ontology annotation, biological process: positive regulation of gene expression; regulation of transcription by RNA polymerase II.